AUGGGCAAGCGCAAGUCGUCACGGAAGCCCAUGGGUCCGAAAAGGGCCGAUCCGCUACCGACCACAUUUACGUGCCUAUUCUGCAAUCACGAGAAGUCAGUCACAGUGAAGCUCGAUCGCAAAGCAGGUGUUGGCCAGUUGGAUUGCCGCAUCUGCGGCCAAAAAUUCCAGUGCGCCGUCAAUUACCUCUCGGCCGCAGUGGAUGUGUACGGAGAAUGGGUAGACGCGGCUGAGGCGGUCGCGAAAGAAGACAGCGCACGCGCUGGCUAUACGGGCACGGCAGGGGCGACGCCCUCAAGGCGAGAUCGAGAGGUGGAAGAUGCGACAAGCGACCGUGAAGAGUCUCGCCGAUACGGCGGCGAAGGCAUCGGAGCGGACGACGAAGACGAUUGA
Messenger RNA from Cordyceps militaris CM01, 393 nucleotides. Its product is annotated as transcription elongation factor, putative. NCBI's taxonomy places the organism in Eukaryota, Fungi, Ascomycota, Sordariomycetes, Hypocreales, Cordycipitaceae. Gene Ontology annotation, biological process: transcription elongation by RNA polymerase II. Gene Ontology annotation, molecular function: RNA polymerase II complex binding. The record is from RefSeq and is a predicted model, not a curated record. Bases 1 to 393 code for a protein of 130 amino acids. Gene Ontology annotation, cellular component: transcription elongation factor complex. The transcript has 4 exons.